UCGUCGACGUAUCGCCACGCACACGUGAGUCAGAAAAACAAAACAAAGUUGGCACUCGGCAAAAUGGAGAAGGAAACGGCGACCUCCUCAAAGCAAAAAAGCCCUGAAAAAAGCCCUAAGAAAACUGCUCGGCCGAGGUCAUCGAAGGUAUGGGAAUACUUUAAACUCAGUACCAAACGCAAAGGCAUCGUCAUCUGUAGUCUUUGCCAAAUCGAACUGGCAUAUCACACCAGCACAACGGCGAUGUUGGAACAUCUAAAGCGGAGACACCCCCUUGUCUCUCGUGGAGGGGACAACAAUAAGACAAAGCAAAGUACCUUGUCAACCUAUCUUGGGAAAGAGGCGCAGUGCACACCACAGAAGGCAGCUGAACUCAGCAAAAAAAUCAUGAGAGUGAUCAUCAAAGACAUGAGGCCUUUGUCCCUGGUGGAGGGUGAGGCCUUCGUAGAUAUGAUCGAAUAUGCCUGCCAAGGCUUCAAAUGUCCCUCCAGGUGGUGGUUUACCAAGCAGCUGGAGAAGGCAUAUCAAUGUGUUCUUGACGAUCUGAAGGGAAACUUAAAGAAGAGGUCCUCAAAAAUUACUCUCACCACCGAUGCCUGGAUGAGUAUUUGUACAGAGGCAUACCUUGGAGUGACCUGCCACUACAUUAACGAGAAGUGGGAGAUGGUCUCAUUCGUUCUCUGCACAUUGCCCCUUGAUGACAGACACACAGGUGACAACAUUGCUCUCUGGAUUGAGGAGGUUGCUAAAAAGUUUGACUUUUCUCUCCAUGAUGAUGUCCAGGCGAUUGCCCACGACAAUGCAGCGAACGUUGUGAAAGCUCUUAGAAUCCUUGAGGAGAAGCAUGGUGUUGCCUCACUGCGAUGUGCUGGCCAUACCAUCCAGUUGAUUGUUAACAGUGCACUUAAAGAGCCCCGCAUCAGCAAGGCACUUGGGGCAGCAAGGAGCCUUGUCACCUACUUUCACAGCAGUGAGGUCGCCACCCUCAAACUGAAAAUCAAGCAAGAGCAGAUGGGCACACCGCAACACAAGUUGUCCCAAGAUGUACCUACCAGGUGGAAUAGUUCUUUUUAUAUGAUCAAACGUCUUCUGGAGCAGCGGUGGCCUAUAACAGCAACCCUUUCUGACCCAGAGGUCACGAAGACAGAAAAGCAUUACCUGGAUCUAAAGGCUGAGCAGUGGAGCAUCUUAGAGGACCUGCAUCAAGCUCUUGAGCCCUUUGAGCAAGCCACUGUCUUCCUCAGUGGCGAGGCAUACGUCACAGUCUCCGUCCUGCCUCCACUGGUGAAAGGACUACAGAAGUCCACACAGACAGCCUUUGAGUGUGCUCCAGUAGCCAACUUCCAGACCACAGCCGCAGCAGAGAUUGCUUCAAGAUGGAGGGUUGAGACUACAUAUGAUGAAGACGGGAACACCAUGUGCAUCUUUGCUGCAGCCCUUGAUCCAAGAUUCAGGAAACUCAAGUUCCUGUCCACAGAUGACAUCUUGAAAGUGAAAAUCAAACUUCAGCACCUUGCACUUGAAGCUGGACGAGUGCGAGUGAGGGAAGAGCCUGACUCCCCCAGUGGCCAGCCUGAUAACUCAACAAGACAGAGGCCAAGGUCUGUUCUGGACACAUUGCUUGGGUCAGAAGAUGAGGAAGAGGACUUGGAAGAUGAAAACCCAGCCCAUGACCAGAGGGAAAAUGCUGUCAGGAAUGAGGUGCUUGUGUACUUUGGGGAAAAACCCAUUCCAAAGGACAAAGACCCACUCCAAUGGUGGAAAGACAAUGAAACAAGGUUCCCAGCCCUGGCUGUUGUGGCAAAAUCUUAUUUGGCUGCCCCUGCAACAUCCACUCCCUCUGAACGUCUGUUUUCAGCAGCAGGGAACAUUGUGACCAAAAAAAGAGCAAGCCUCACCAAAGAACAUGUGGACAUGCUCACAUUCCUCCACAGCAAUUCAAAGUAGAUAGUGUAGGAGGGGUAAAGAGUUGUGAUGAGAGGGAGGAGAGAAUAAGUAAAGUGGACAGAACAAUAUACAGUAUAUUGCAUACUCUUCAUUAGCAUGUUGUAAGCUCACAGAAUUACAGUUAAGGAAGGCACUUUCACUUCAUUAGGCUCUAUGUUAUGUUGUGUUAAGCACUCAGGAGUUGAUGUACUGUGCACGGCACAGUGUAUGUUUUUGCACUACUUUUUGUUUGUAAUUUUGUACAAGAGAGAUUUUUGUUGAACUUUAAGAGAAACAGGCUGGCCUUUUUAUUUUGUUUAUUCCAAUUCUAUUUUAUUCUAUAUUAUUUAUUUUACUGUGCAAAACAACA
Molecule: messenger RNA, 2296 nt
Organism: Neoarius graeffei (lesser salmon catfish)
Lineage: Eukaryota; Metazoa; Chordata; Actinopteri; Siluriformes; Ariidae
Product: E3 SUMO-protein ligase ZBED1-like
Exons: 4
Coding region: 64-1947 (627 amino acids)
Molecular function (GO): protein dimerization activity; DNA binding
Source: RefSeq, a predicted model, not a curated record